Phlebotomus papatasi is the source of this 2855-nucleotide messenger RNA. It is a transcript of the gene Gycalpha99B, whose product is annotated as head-specific guanylate cyclase. Bases 672 to 2702 code for a protein of 676 amino acids. NCBI's taxonomy places the organism in Eukaryota, Metazoa, Arthropoda, Insecta, Diptera, Psychodidae. Gene Ontology annotation, molecular function: heme binding; guanylate cyclase activity. The transcript is spliced from 6 exons. Gene Ontology annotation, cellular component: guanylate cyclase complex, soluble. Gene Ontology annotation, biological process: cGMP biosynthetic process; response to oxygen levels. The record is from RefSeq and is a predicted model, not a curated record.
UCAAGCUGUUCUGCUAAAUUGCCCCUGAUAAAUGGAAACAUUGGCAUUGGGAGAUUUGUGAGUGGAUGACGAGAGAGCAAGAAAAAAAUGUGGAAAGAGAAAAUUUCUUCUGAAAAAGCUACUCUUUGUUUUUCAGACCAUUUAAAGUGAACAAAACAAUCAACGAAGAAAGAAAAACAAACAGAAUACUACCAAAGUUCGUUAUCAUCGAUGAUCCACAUUAUCAGCUGUAUAUUGCAAUAAUUUGCGUCGUUUUUGCUUAUCUAGGAGGAUUGUCAUGGGCUGCGAACCGAUGAACUUUGUGACGCAGAAAAUUCAAAAGAUAUGCUAAUGAUGCUUUGUUGGGAAAGCUCAAGAUAAUUGAGGGGGAAAGUUUACUACAAAAAGAAAACUUUCACACAUAAUAAUUUCUAUUCCUGCUAUGAAAAUAAAUAAGGAACUUUAUCAAAUAUUGAAAUCAAUAUUUUCUCACACGUUAGGAAAGCUCUCUCUCUCUCCAAUCCACCCCCACAUUAAAAGCUCUACUAUGUUGGCGCUUGCGUUCAUCAAUUUUAAUGUGAGCAUCCAACUACCUUUUCUCCAGAAACCCUCUUGGAGCGACAGUUCGUGUCUGGAAAAUCACACGAAAGGGUGUUUAUCUGUGGAAAAUUGUCACUGUAAAGUGCAGAAGAAUGGCUUGUCCUUUUGUUCAUACUAUCGGAAAGCAACAUUCUGUGGCAGAUUCAACGACGUGGAAUUUAGAGGAUGACCUUACGGACCUUCCGGACGAUGCUUUAACUCUCACUCACUUGAAUGCUGCUAUCCAACUUCUCACAGCACCAUCCAAUGAGAAUAUCAACCAGGCCGUUAAGUCCGUCAUCAAGAAGUACAGCGAUCGAUGGCCAGGCAUAAUCAAUUUGAAAAUCGAUAGUGACUCCUUUUCUAUGUAUCCCAACUAUGACUACUUGGCAGACAUUCAGGAUUCCAUUGUUGGAAUGGAUGAAGCUGCUGCCAGUGAGAUUCUAAUUCUCAUUGGGGAAGAAUUGAUAGACACAUGUUGUGUGGGAAUCAUUGAGAGGGCUUUUAGGUGUCUAGGAGGGGAUUUGCAGGAGUUUCUAGGAUCUCUGGAUGGAGUCCACGAUGUGUUGAAGCUUCAGGAGGCAAAUAUUUCAGAUACGGGAUUUGUAUGUGCUGGCGAAGGGGAAUUGAUUUUCACUUCAGAGCGUCCCGUGAUAUCCUGGCUUCUUUUGGGUUCUCUGAGGCAACUGGCCAAGAUUUUGUAUGGAAUUGAGGAUGCUCAAAUUACCAUGGAACCCAUUGAUGGUGAUGUCAAGCGCUACCGAUAUUUAUUCGAUGUUGGACCUUCCCUCGGGAAGCGUCAGUUGGAGGAACCAAUUCAGCUUAAAGCGCGCAAGAGAGCAUCUGUUUCGACAGCAGCGGAGGACCUUAAGAUGAAUGCCACGACUUUUUGCAAAGCAUUUCCCUGGCAUUUUGUCAUGAAUGAGAAUCUCGAACUACUCCAACUUGGUCAUGGUUUCAAUAGGCUCUUCAGGCAAUCGCUCAGCCUCUAUGGACGCCAUGCAACAACUUAUUUCCGUUUCAAGCGUCCCCGUGGGCUAUCUCUGAAUUUUCAGGAGAUCCGGAAACACACUCACACUCCUUUCCUCCUGGCCAUUCGUUCUCAAGUCUGUCGUAGGGAUUCUACAAUGACGGGCCUAGAGAUAAAGGGUCAGAUGGUUUACUGUGCUGAGACAAAUACUCUCCUGUUCAUCGGUUCUCCUUUCUUGGAUGGUCUUGAGGGAUUAACUUGCAAUGGGCUUUUCAUUUCUGACAUUCCUCUGCACGAUGCCACACGCGAAGUUAUUCUUGUGGGCGAACAAGCACGUGCCCAGGAUGGAUUGAGACGUCGCAUGGAUAAACUUAAGUCUUCAAUCGAAGAGGGUAAUGCUGCCGUCACCAAGGAGCGUAAGAAGAACGUGAGUCUCCUGCAGUUGAUUUUCCCAGCAGAGAUUGCAGAGUCUCUCUGGGGAGGUGAUACCAUUGAAGCCAAGACGCAUCCAGACGUCACAAUGCUCUUCAGCGAUAUUGUAGGAUUCACGAGUAUUUGCUCCAGAGCAACACCCAUCAUGGUCAUCAAUAUGCUGGAGAGUCUCUACAGGGACUUUGAUGAGUUCUGUGGUUUUUUCGAUGUGUACAAAGUGGAGACCAUUGGAGAUGCAUACUGUGUGGCCAGUGGACUCCAUAGGGCCAGUCAUUACGAUGCACAUAAGGUCGCGUGGAUGGCACUCAGGAUGUUGGAGGCUUGUUCCAAUCACAACACUCACGAUGGGGAGCAUAUUCAGAUGAGGAUUGGCCUUCACACGGGAACAGUAUUGGCAGGAGUUGUGGGUAGAAAAAUGCCUCGAUACUGCCUGUUUGGCCAUCAUGUGACCAUUGCCAAUAAAUUUGAGUCUGGCAGUGUUGCUCGCAAGACCAAUGUCAGUCCCACGACCAAGGAUUGGUUGGUGAAAUAUCCAGGCUUUAAAUUUGAAUUAUUGGAGAGGGAUCCUUCUUGCUUGCCCAAGGAGUUUCCAAAUGCUGGCAAUUCAACAUGCUACUUCCUCAAUGGAUAUAAACAUCCAGGAGUGGAUGAUGCUGAACCUCUCGAGACUCACAUUAAAGCAGCUAUGAAGCAAAUCAAUAUUGAGUGUGGAAGAUCAAUGGCAGAAGUGGAAUCAUCUUAAUCCCUUUUCAUUCUUUUCUGAACUCAGCACUGUCAUCAUUGUAACCAGUAUUCAGUCUAUGGUAUUAAUGUUUAUUCAAUGUUAACGAUAUGUGCAGAAAACAAUUAGUUGUACAAUAAAUCGUCGGUUGUCUCAGCAACUGUGCUAACUGCA